CGGGGUGGUGCCUGAGGCGGCGGCGGCUCCCGCUCCUUCCUGCGGGCCCGCUCUGCUCCGCCCUCGCCGAGAUGGCGGCCCUGGCUGUAAACAAGGCCGGGCCGGAGGGCGGCCGCGGGCCCAGCGGUGGUGGUCGCGGCCCGGCGGGCGCUGCGGUGAAGGUUCUUGAGUGUGGCGUCUGUGAAGAUGUAUUUUCUUUGCAAGGGGACAAAGUUCCCCGGCUGCUUUUGUGUGGUCAUACUGUCUGCCAUGACUGUCUUACCCGGCUUCCCCUUCACGGCAGAGCAGUUCGUUGUCCUUUUGAUCGACAAGUUACUGAACUAGGAGAUUCUGGUGUCUGGGGAUUGAAAAAGAACUUUGCUUUGUUGGAACUCUUGGAACGGUUGCAGAAUGGACCUGCUGGGCAGUAUGGGACAGCUGAAGAAGGCAUUGGUCUGUCUGGAGAGAGUAUCAUUCGUUGUGACGAAGAUGAAGCCCACGUUGCCUCCGUGUAUUGCACUGUUUGUGCCACUCACCUGUGUGCAGACUGUUCCCAGCUCACUCACUCUACUAAGACUCUAGCAAAGCACAGGCGUGUGCCCCUGGCUGACAAGCCUCACGAGAAGACGAUGUGCUCCCAGCACCAAGUGCAUGCCAUUGAGUUUGUUUGUUUAGAAGAGGGCUGUCAGGCGAGUCCUCUCAUGUGUUGUGUCUGCAAAGAGUAUGGGAAGCAUCAAGGUCAUAAGCAUUCUGUCUUGGAACCAGAAGCGAACCAGAUUCGUGCAUCCAUUUUAGACAUGGCUCACUGUAUAAGAACUUUCACAGAAGAAAUCUCAGAUUAUUCCAGGAAAUUAGUUGGAAUUGUUCAGCAUAUAGAAGGAGGAGAACAAAUAGUUGAAGAUGGAGUUGGAAUAGCCCAUACCGAACAUGUACCAGGAACUGCAGAGAAUGCUCGCUCGUGUGUCCGAGCCUAUUUUUCUGAUCUUCAUGAAACCCUUUGUCGUCAGGAGGAAAUGGCUCUUAGUGUUGUUGAUGCUCAUGUGAGAGAGAAGUUGAUUUGGCUUAGGCAACAGCAAGAAGACAUGACUAUUCUCCUGUCACAGGUUUCAACAGCUUGCCUUCACUGUGAAAAGACUUUGCAACAGGAUGACUGCAGAGUAGUGUUGGCCAAACAGGAAAUUACGAGAUUGCUGGAGACAUUACAGAAACAGCAGCAGCAGUUUACAGAACUUGCAGAUCACGUACAGCUGGAUGCUAGCAUACCUGUCACUUUUACAAAGGACAACAGGGUACAUAUUGGACCAAAAAUGGAAAUUCGGGUUGUUACUUUAGGAUUAGAUGGAGCUGGCAAAACAACUAUUUUGUUUAAAUUAAAGCAAGAUGAAUUCAUGCAGCCAAUUCCAACAAUAGGUUUUAACGUUGAAACAGUAGAAUACAAGAAUUUAAAGUUUACUAUUUGGGAUGUAGGAGGAAAGCACAAAUUGAGGCCUUUGUGGAAACAUUAUUAUCUCAAUACACAAGCCGUGGUGUUUGUUGUUGAUAGCAGUCACAGAGACAGGGUCAGUGAAGCAUACAGUGAACUUGCAAAAUUAUUAACAGAGAAGGAAUUGCGGGAUGCCUUGCUCUUGAUCUUUGCUAAUAAACAGGAUGUGGCAGGUGCUCUUCCAGUGGAAGAAAUCACAGAACUUUUGAGUCUCCACAAGCUGUGCUGUGGCCGUAGCUGGUAUAUUCAGGGUUGUGAUGCCCGAAGUGGUACAGGACUGUAUGAAGGAUUGGACUGGCUUUCAAGGCAGCUAGUGGCUGCUGGUGUCCUGGAUGUGGCUUAACUUUGCAUCAGCUGCAAUUUAACGUUGUAGUUUAUGAUUUCAUUCUGUUUGCACAAUUUAGGGUGUUGUCACCAGGUCUGCUCUUUGAAGGGGGGACUUGAUUUAAGUCGGUGGUUACAAAAAAAUAUAAACUUUGUCCUAGAUUGGAUAAUUGGUUGAGUAAAUUCAUGUCAUUGUAGUGAUUUUGAAAGUUGAUACAUUUAGUGGGAAUGGAGGAGUGUUACAAGGAUGCCUGAAAUUCCUUUUCAUGCUAUUGUUACAAUUUAAAUUUUUGCCCUGAUAAAAUGUGCAUUGGAUUUCAUGUAAUAAUUAUAAUGAGGUUACAGUAGUUAAUUUGUGUUACAAAAAUUCUGAGUAGUUUAGUGAAAAUAUGAAAGUAUUCCAAAGUCCAUUUCAAGUUUAUUAGAAUAGCCAGUUCUAUUAGUUAGAAAUAAAUGGUGCUACUCUUUAAUAUCAAAAGAAUCCAUAAAUGCAAAGGUGGCAUUGAAACUUACAUGCAGAUACACCAUGUAAAGAAAAUGCUUCCCUUAUUAUUUAUUAACCUCCUUAUGUGUUACAGGAAGGCAGCAUAACUGCACAAAGAAAACUCAGAAUAGAGAAAAGUGUUGCAGAGCAAAGGAGCUGUGGCAUUGUUUAGCAACUUGUUUUAUAUCUGGGGCAGGGGUUAGUUGGUUUUUUCACACUGAAUUAUUUAUGGACAUACUGUAGUGAUACUGAGGUGAAAGUGGGGACAUAAUCUGCCUUUAGAGAUUAAGUUUACUCCUCAAGAAGUCAAAUUAAAUUAAAAAACAAAAAACUUCUUAAAGUAGUGUGGGGUAAUGUCAGUCCAGCUAUGUGCUUUUAUGUAGAAGUCAUGAUUCCAGAUUAAGGUAGUGGCCUUAAAAUAUUAAAUAACACAAUGUAAAACCAGUGAACACUAAUUAUAAGUCUUUAGAAGGGUAGAUGGUAAAAUGUGAUAUAAACCUUCCAUAAUUAGAUUUUCAGUUUUUACUGUAUCUUCUACAUGGAACUGCCACCAAUGCCUCUAUUUUUGAAGAUUACUCAUUCACAAACCCAUGAAAUACGGGUGUAGUGCUGUUUAAAUUUAGAGAAGGUUGCAGUGACAUAGUGAUACCUCUUUUCUGCUGGACGUGCAGCUCUGCGAACAAUUUUAUCUGUCUGGUAUGCACACCAGAAUCUUCUUCCCUUCUGUCUAAGUCCAUGCCCCUGCCAACUGAAGAAGCCAUGCCAGGGACCAUCUUCAUGUUGGUAGAGGAGCUACAACUGUGAGCAGCAGAUCAAAACUCUGUAUCAUCACUCUCCUCACUGGAGAAGAGGUGAAUCAGGAGAACCAAAUGGUGCAAGUGAACAGUGUUGUUGAACAGACAUGGAGGUAUUUUUGGCAUGCUGAAAAGUGUUUACCUGUGAGAGUUUUAAAUGUCACCUAGCACAGAAAGUGUAUCCCAUUAUCUGUGGCAUUGCUUUCAUUGUAUUAUUAGGAAUUUUAUGUUGUUUUCCUGCUACAUACCUUAGGUAAAGCCAAGAAUGUAUAAACAAAUAAUUAAUACAUUUGCACUUUUUAUCUAGAGGAAGCAGUUAAUGUAACUACUUCCUUAUAAUGACACUUGGAGUAUUCUUGUUACUUUAAUUUCAGGUAAAUUAUGUUAAAUGCAGCUUCAGAUUCAGCAAGUCUAACGACUUGAAUACCUGAAAGAACACUAAAGUAGUUUAAUGUUUGUGAUCUUCAAUGCAUGUACAGGUAUUGAGACAGAGUAUUUACUCUUUCUUUAGACAACCUGAUAAAUCUGGAAAUUGUUUGUAAUGGAGUGAAAGGUGGGGGGUUUGUACAUACCAAACUUCAAAUGGUUCAUCCUUCCCAGCUAUAACUUCUUGCACAAUACACAGUUGGUGGCUGUGACUUGAGCAUCUGCUUAGCCUGUACAGCAGAGCAAUCCCUGACCUGGGUUGGGCUGACUGUUCACAGCUCUUUUUGAAAUAUGAACAAGUUCUGCAAAGUACGGUAGAUACCUUUUCCUGUAAUAUUUUUAACAGAAGAAAUGCAUCCUUUAGAUUUAUUUGGAA
This is a messenger RNA of Prinia subflava (tawny-flanked prinia), 3866 nucleotides long. It is a transcript of the gene TRIM23, whose product is annotated as tripartite motif containing 23. Bases 72 to 1805 code for a protein of 577 amino acids. The transcript has 11 exons. Gene Ontology annotation, cellular component: cytoplasm; lysosomal membrane; plasma membrane. The record is from RefSeq and is a predicted model, not a curated record. Lineage: Eukaryota; Metazoa; Chordata; Aves; Passeriformes; Cisticolidae. Gene Ontology annotation, molecular function: zinc ion binding; GTPase activity; GTP binding. Gene Ontology annotation, biological process: intracellular protein transport; vesicle-mediated transport.